GUCACCGAGCGCGCCAGGGCGGCGCUGUCCCUGCCCGAUAAACCCCGCGGCGUCGAGUACCUCACGCACGGCCUUAUCCCGCCGCAGGGGGACUCCAAUCCUUACAAGGGUCGUUCUUGGACAUUCGUCGUGGACGUGGUGGCCACCACGAACGCUGCGCAGGAGUCCGCUUUGACCCACGCGAUGAAACUGGCGCAGGCCAUUUUGGAGCAGGCGUACUUUCACGUGGACAUCUCGGCGCCGGCAUCCCCGACGGCGACGGCGUGGACUGCCGCCGCUUCCGCCCUCGUCAACCGGUUGAAGAUUUCGCGGUCGGGCCCCCGCGCCGACGGGGGGGAGUGGGCCAUGCAGGACUUAAUCCGCUUCAGGCUGCGCAUCGAUCCAGCCAUGCCAGUGGACGUCCGCAAGAACAUUGACACCUUGGCCGCAGCCCAAUCGGCGUACAUGACGGUCGCGAACUUCGACUGGCAGACGCCGUCUUCGUCAUCACCGACGCCGCCCUCGUCGUCAGCAACGCCCGCUGCAAGGAAGCGCCCUGCGGCGGCCGUGCCGGGCAGCGCUGUGUGCAAGCGCCCGGCGCGCUCCACGUGA
Molecule: messenger RNA, 591 nt
Organism: Prorocentrum cordatum
Lineage: Eukaryota; Dinophyceae; Prorocentrales; Prorocentraceae
Source: the annotation of a GenBank genome assembly